This is a messenger RNA of Rotaria sp. Silwood2, 219 nucleotides long. NCBI's taxonomy places the organism in Eukaryota, Metazoa, Rotifera, Eurotatoria, Philodinida, Philodinidae. The record is from the annotation of a GenBank genome assembly.
AUGACUUUAAAUCAUCCAUCAUCUGUACGAGAUUUUAUUCGUGUGAACUUUGGACCAAUUUGUACUAGUGCUGGCAUACAAUUAUCAAAUAUGAUACGUGGAAAGGGUACAGGUGCUGGAACCAAUGAAAUUUUGUUUUCUAGUAAUAUUUAUGAUUCAUCAACUGUUCCAUUAGCAGAUGAUUAUGUAUUACAACAUUUUUUUACAUUAUUUUGGUGA